Messenger RNA from Abrus precatorius (Indian licorice), 3281 nucleotides. Its product is annotated as two-component response regulator-like APRR5. Gene Ontology annotation, biological process: cytokinin-activated signaling pathway; phosphorelay signal transduction system. Gene Ontology annotation, molecular function: protein binding. The transcript is spliced from 8 exons. Bases 940 to 3012 code for a protein of 690 amino acids. The record is from RefSeq and is a predicted model, not a curated record. NCBI's taxonomy places the organism in Eukaryota, Viridiplantae, Streptophyta, Magnoliopsida, Fabales, Fabaceae.
AAGAGAAAUAAAAUAGUUUAGUUAAUAAGGGGAUAAGAAGGGUGUGGGAUGACAACAAAUAGGAUAUCUAAAAGUGUGCCUAGGUUUAUUUAACGUCACCCCACGCUCAGUGGGUGAGCAGUGAGCACGCACUCUCUGUGUCGAAAGGUCAAAAUGGUGAAUGUCUGAAGCACAGAUACAGAUACCAUCCAACGAAGGAGCGAGUAGCGAACAGGUGAAACGGUGGAAGCGUGAGGAACUGGCCUUCUCGUAGAUAGCGUUUGACAACUUCAAAGCCACAAAACGAGAGAUCCCCUAGAAGGGAGCCACGUGUCUGGCUGUCGUCCAUGUGAUACAUGGGCAGCUUCAAAGCACUAAAAAAUAUCUUAAGCGAGUGGGUUUAAAUCUUAAUAUCUUUCUCGAGGUGGGGCCGACGAGGCGCCAAUUGUCCCACAGAAAAAAUAUCCAAAUGCGCACACACACACACACAUAUAUUUUUUGAUAUUUUGGAUUUGGAUGGGAACGGAAGCGAAGUAAGAACCAAAGAAAAGAAAAUAAUAAAAAAAGAAGGGUGAAAUAAUAUCCACCACCAGCACCAACCACGAGAAGCCAAUGGGUUCUUGGCUUUAGAUUUUUGGUCCAAAAUCAGAUCUGAUUGAUGACGUGGACCAUGUGGGCCACCUUUCCGACUCUCUAGAUAUUUUCACAAAGGUGGAUAUUUUCGCCAGCCGUAGGAUCAGAACCAGCUUAACUUUGCUGUCUCCUUCUGCACCCUUCGAUGUGCUCGCUGUUAAACUUAACGGUGUCCAUCCAUCCUUACAUACGUUGCCUUUUUCUUUUGUUGCUCUCUUUUUUACCCUCCAAAUUUGGUUACAAACAUAUCUAAUUUUCUGUGCUCGGUUUUCGCGAACCACCUGGGAAGAUUCUCAUGCUAUACGGCGAUUCCGAUUCCAUUGGAAUAUGGGGGAGGUGGUGACGAGUGGAGACAAGUUACUCAGAGUGGAAGAGGAGGUGGAAGUACUCCAAGAGAAGCACACGGAAGAAGAGAGUUUAAGUGGGAGCAAAGGUGAAUUGAAGGGCUUGAUGAGGUGGGAGAAGUUCUUGCCCAGGAUGAUUCUGAGGGUGCUCUUGGUUGAAGCUGAUGAUUCCACUCGCCAGAUUAUAGCUGCGCUUCUCAGGAAAUGCAGUUACAAAGUGGCUGCUGUUCCUGAUGGCCUGAAGGCAUGGGAGUUACUCAAGGGAAGACCACACAAUGUUGAUCUAAUAUUGACAGAAGUUGAUUUGCCAUCCAUAUCUGGCUAUGCGCUUCUCACAUUAAUUAUGGAGCAUGAUAUUUGCAAAAACAUCCCUGUCAUAAUGAUGUCCUCACAAGAUUCAAUUAGCACGGUAUACAGAUGCAUGCUGAGAGGUGCCGCUGAUUAUCUUGUUAAGCCCAUUAGAAAAAAUGAACUGAGGAAUUUGUGGCAACAUGUUUGGAGAAGACAAUCCUCAACCAUGGGCGUCAAUGGCCCUCAAGACGAGAGUGUUGCUCAGCAGAAGGUUGAAGCCACUGCUGAAAACAAUGCUGCUAGUAAUCGUUCAAGUGGCGAUGCCGCAUGCAUUCAGAGAAAUAAGGAAUUGAUUGAGAAAGGAAGUGAUGCGCAGAGCUCUUGUACAAAGCCUGACUUGGAAGCUGAGAGUGGCCCGGUCGAUAAGGUGCAGGAAUUUUCUCUGUUGAAAUCCGGGGAAGCAUAUCCAAAUGGAACAGAGACACAGGAGGUCGAAACAUGUAUUCGUUUAGGCCAGACAUUGAUGAGGCAUAACAGUAAUGCUGGAGAAUUAACUGUAGGUAUCCACAAAAAUGGUGAGACAAGCACAACUAAUGGCAAGGAUGGUGAUCCAGAGCAUUUUGGGAGUGCUAGCAUCAGUGGUGAGGCUCAUGACAAUCACUAUGUUCAAAUUAACUCUUCUAGGGAAGCUAUUGACUUGAUUGGAGCAUUUCAUACUCAUCCAAACUGCAGUCUCAAAAACCCCUCAGUUAAUUGCACAGGAAUGUUGGACUUUUCUCCUCAGUUGGAUCUUUCCCUGAGAAGAUCUCAUCCCAGCAGUUUUGAGAAUGAACCCACUGAAGAAAGGCACACCCUCAUGCAUUCGAAUGCAUCAGCUUUCAAGCGGUAUACUAACAAGCCAUCACAAGGCUCGCCUCCUGCAGUGUUAAUUAACUUCUCCGACCAACAGAAAGAACAAAGAACAAAUGGUGAGAAAAAUAUCUCUCAUAUUGCCACUGGCUGCAAUUCUGAUAGUUCAACGCCUAGCACGCAACGAUGUAUCUUGUCUCCAACCACAGUCCAAUCAAAAGAAUCUGAACUUGCAACCUCACACUCCCAUCAAGGGCAUUCAUUCCCAAUUCCAGUAAAAGGUGUGAGGUUCAACGAUCUACGUACAGCCUAUGGUUCUGUACUUCCUCCAGUGUUUCAUACACAGUCUGGUCCACCAUCAAUGCCAAGUCCAAGUCCAGUUGUGAUCCUUGAACCAAACUUUCAAGUGAAUACAUUUUAUCAGUCAAAUAUGAAAGAGAGCAGUUCAGAGCAGCUUUAUGAACCUCGCGGCCCAAAUGGAAACAGCACCACAAACCACGUUGUGUACACGCAUGAACACAAAUCAGAACAUGGAGAGGAGCGAGGACACAUAUCUCCAGCAACUGAUCAAAGUGUAUCUAGUAGUUUCUGCAAUGGAAAUGCAAGCCAUCUUAACAGCAUCGGUUAUGGAAGCAAUUGUGGCAGUAAUAGCAAUGUUGAUCAAGUUGCCACUGUCAGGGCAGCUUCAGAAGGUAAGAAUGGAGACCUCACAAACAACGGAAACUCUCAUCGAUCAAUCCAAAGAGAAGCAGCUCUGAACAAGUUCCGCUUGAAAAGGAAAGAGAGAUGCUAUGAGAAGAAGGUUCGAUAUGAGAGCAGAAAGAAACUAGCAGAGCAGCGUCCAAGAGUGAAAGGACAAUUUGUUCGUCAAGUGCAUGCUGAUCCUCUUGUUGCAGAAAAAGAUGGCAAAGAAUAAGAUCAUGCACAGGUUUCUGACUCACUGAAGAGGAGAGCAUGAGUUGUUAGUAUAGUUCUUCCAAAUUUUGUUUUCCUCAAUCUUUAAAUACCUAAAACACUUGAUCUGUAUAUGCUUCCUAAAACCGUUUUUUCUCAUUUGCGUUUUUUCUCUAGAUCAUGAUAUAUAAUAUACCUUGUGUAAUAUAUCAUUGUAAUUUUAUACAGUUUUAUAGGGAUCUUCCUGCCACAUUAUUUAUUUAUUUAUUUUAAGGAGUUGUUUACUUACAA